AUGUGCCAUCAAAUUACUUGGUACCAUGCCGUCUGCUACCAUCAGGACUCCGCCUACAACCUUCGCAUCCCAUGCAGACAAGCUUUGAAUGUAGGGUACGAAUGCUACAGACCUGAAUACAUACUCAUCCCUGCGUUUGGGGCAUGUCUGUCCUGCAAGCAUGAAAAGAGUCUUGCAAAAGGGAAACUUAGCCCGACGCGGGCUUGCGCAGACGAGAGUUCGAGACCACGAACCCUGACUACUUCUUCAGAGAUUCUCUUUAACAUGAAAAUAGAGCUGGAACCGCAGUACUCUGUUGGAGAUGACAGUGGGAUUUUCCUCGAUGGCGACGGCAAAGACGUCGUGGGUUUCGGCGGGGAUGAUCAGAUGAAUGAAUUGGAGUUGUUUGAUUUGAUCACGUUCUGA
Molecule: messenger RNA, 405 nt
Organism: Aspergillus chevalieri
Lineage: Eukaryota; Fungi; Ascomycota; Eurotiomycetes; Eurotiales; Aspergillaceae
Exons: 1
Coding region: 1-405 (134 amino acids)
Source: RefSeq, a predicted model, not a curated record